CGACGACAACGACGACCCAUCCUCCCACCUCGUCCCUCUCUUCAGCUCCCUCUUCGAUUUCCCCGUUCGAGGUCCACAAGUCGCAAAAAUGGGUGGUGUCACCGUUCGCGAUGUCGACGCGCAGAAGUUCAUCGCUGCCUACUCUGCGUUCUUGAAGCGUCAGGGAAAGCUCCCCAUUCCUGGAUGGGUUGACACUGUCAAGACCUCCGCCUCCAACGAGCUCCCUCCCCAGGAUGCCGACUGGUACUACGUCCGCGCUGCUGCCGUCGCCCGUCACAUCUACAUGCGCAAGACCGUCGGUGUUGGCCGCCUCCGCAAGGUCCACGGUUCCGUCAAGAACCGCGGUUCCCGCCCCAACCACCACGUCGAUGCCUCCGGCUCCGUUGACCGCAAGAUCCUCCAGUCCCUCGAGAAGAUCGGUGUCCUCGAGACCGAUGAGGAGAAGGGUGGCCGCCGCAUCACCCAGAGCGGCCAGCGUGAUCUUGACCGUAUCGCCAAGACCACCGUUGACGAGGAGGAGGACGACGAGUAAAUUAGUCCCGCUGGAUUUCGAUUUUAAAAUAAUGAAAAAGUCCUGAUGUUAACCCUCGUCCUUUUUCUUCUUCUAACUUCUUUUUCUCUUCUUCGCCUUUUUCAUCCUUCGACGUGGGUUUGAGAGGAGUAAAAAAGGAAAGUGGGAAACUUAGGGGGAGGGAAGAGGCGGUUUUGGGUUCAGCAAUCCUUCUUCAUCCUACAAGUCGACUUCAUGUAUAACUUCGUGUGUGUGGCAGACGGUUAAAGGGUGCGAGGCAGGCCAA
Aspergillus aculeatinus CBS 121060 is the source of this 797-nucleotide messenger RNA. Its product is annotated as 40S ribosomal protein eS19. The record is from RefSeq and is a predicted model, not a curated record. Gene Ontology annotation, biological process: translation; ribosomal small subunit assembly. NCBI's taxonomy places the organism in Eukaryota, Fungi, Ascomycota, Eurotiomycetes, Eurotiales, Aspergillaceae. Gene Ontology annotation, molecular function: RNA binding; structural constituent of ribosome. The transcript is spliced from 4 exons. Gene Ontology annotation, cellular component: ribosome; cytosolic small ribosomal subunit. Bases 89 to 532 code for a protein of 147 amino acids.